Molecule: messenger RNA, 1188 nt
Organism: Xenopus tropicalis (tropical clawed frog)
Lineage: Eukaryota; Metazoa; Chordata; Amphibia; Anura; Pipidae
Gene: ccr6
Product: chemokine (C-C motif) receptor 6
Exons: 1
Coding region: 20-1102 (360 amino acids)
Biological process (GO): chemokine-mediated signaling pathway; G protein-coupled receptor signaling pathway; signal transduction
Cellular component (GO): plasma membrane; membrane
Molecular function (GO): G protein-coupled receptor activity; chemokine receptor activity
Source: RefSeq, a predicted model, not a curated record
GAAACCUUCAGAGCAAAAAAUGGAUGAUUUAUUUACUACAACAGAAUUCUAUUACACUGAUUACACCGAUUUUGCAGAAGGCAAAGUUUGCAGUUUGGAAGAUGUUCGACAGUUUAAGAAAAAAUUUGCCCCUGUUGUACUUUCCCUGAUUUUUGCAGUGGGACUUGUAGGCAACCUGUUAGUUGUUAUAACUUUCAGGUACUAUAAGAGAACAAAAUCUAUGACAGAUGUGUACCUUUUGAACAUGGCAGUAGCUGACAUACUAUUUGUUUUAACCCUUCCAUUCUGGACUGUGAAUUAUCAUAAAGGAGAAUGGAUUUUCAAGGAUUUCAUGUGCAAAUUUAUCAGAUCUAUUUAUGCAAUCAAUUUCACGUGCAGCAUGCUGUUGUUGGCAUGUGUUGGCAUUGAUCGAUAUGUUGCAAUUGUUCAGGUUACUAAAUCGUUUCGGUUCAGAACAACCACUAUGGCAUACAAAAGAGUGAUUUGUUUCUCUGUGUGGAUCAUGUCUGCUUGCCUUUCAGGUCUAACAUACUAUUUCAGUAAGUGUUAUAAAUAUAAUGAAAGAUUUGUUUGUGAAGCAAGUUACCCAGAAGAUGCAACAGCAUUAAAGUGGAAGUUAGCAGUUAUAAUUGUGCAAAUUAGUCUAGGGUUUUGUAUUCCAUUUUUUGUAAUGUUUUUUUGCUACUUGUGCAUAAUUAAAACACUUCUGCAGGCACAUAAUUCUCAAAGACACAAGGCAAUACGUGUCAUAGUUGCUGUGGUGGCUGUGUUCUUAGUCUGCCAGGUACCAUAUAAUGUGGUCCUUGUGAUAAAAGCUACUCAGUUAGGGCGUACAGAUGGUAUCUGCUCAAAAAAUAUUAACUAUGCUUAUGCAUUUUUUAUCACUGAAACUGUGGCUUUUUUUCACUGCUGCCUUAAUCCUGUAAUCUAUGCAUUUGUUGGGGUAAAAUUUAGAAAUUACUUUAUGAAAAUAAUGCAAGAUCUGUGGUGUAUAAGUAAGCAGUAUAUGGUAGGUUCCCGUAUCUCCCGAGUGCCAUCUGAAACCUCCAGGAGAACAAGUGAAGUCUAUGUCACAGAAGGCGGCUCUUCAUUUACAAUGUAACAUAGAAUUCACCAUUUCAACAUUUUUAAACAAAUACAGGUAUGGGACCUGUUAUCCAGAAUUCUCAGGACCUGAAGUUUUCUGAA